Molecule: messenger RNA, 4098 nt
Organism: Eimeria tenella
Lineage: Eukaryota; Apicomplexa; Conoidasida; Eucoccidiorida; Eimeriidae
Product: Tyrosine kinase-like (TKL) protein, putative
Exons: 19
Coding region: 1-4098 (1365 amino acids)
Biological process (GO): peptidyl-serine phosphorylation; intracellular signal transduction; chromosome segregation
Cellular component (GO): nucleus
Molecular function (GO): ATP binding; protein serine/threonine kinase activity
Source: RefSeq, a predicted model, not a curated record
AUGCCGCCAGAAGGGGCGGCUGCAGCUGUUGCUGCUGCAGAUAAGCAGCAGCAGCAACAGCAGCAGCAGCAGCUGCCGCAGCAGCAGCAGCGGCAACAUGGGAUGUUUGUGCGCCUGCUCGCGGAAAGGGGGAAAACGGACUUGGCCCUCGUCAACACAGUGACAGGAGAUGCUUAUCCUCCAACAGGGUCAUUUCCGCUGCCUGCAUCAGGAGAAAGCAGCAGCAGCAGCAGCAGCAGCAGCAGCAGACGCUGCUCUUGGAAGGCGCACCCCAUACUGCCGCCAGCCUUUCGUGCUGCAGCCGCUCAAACCCUCAACAUUUGCUUCCCCGGUGUCACUUCCGCAGAUAUAUGUACACCAGGAAAAGCAGCAGCAGCAGCAGCAGCAGCAGCAGCGGAGCUGGGGCGCCGCUUCAGUCGGCAGGUUGCUGCUGCUGCUGAUCCGGCACGGCACACCUGGAUCCUGAUCCACAAGCAGCAGCAGCAGCAGCAGCAGCAGGCUGCUAAAGCCGCAUCAGCUGAGACUGCUGUGUCCCCUUCGUCUGCAGCAGUGGCAGCAGCAGCAGCAGACACAGCAGCAGCAGCAGCAGCAGCUAACCCCAGCUGCUCCUUAACCACCCGUCAAGCCCUCUUUCUGCAGCAGUGGCGCUGUAACAUAGCGGCACUGCUGGAGGCUCAGAGGCUGCCUGAGAAGCUGCAGCAGCAGUUGGCAGCUGCAGCAUCAGGAACAACAGAAGCAGCAGCAGCAGCGCCAGCAGCAGCAGCACCGGCCCGAGCAUCAACCGCAGCAGCAGCAGGGGUUCAAGCUGUCGCAGAAGAGAGGCUCCAGGCAGCACGGCGGCGGCUCGCUGAACGCUAUGCUUUUCUUAUUGAAGAUCGCCAGCAGCAGCAGCAGCAGGCAGCCAGCAGCAGCAGCAACAGCAUCAGCAGCAGCAGCAGCAGCAGCAGCAGCAAGACUCCCGAGGAGGCGCAGCUAGCUGGCUGGCAUUGGCCUGCAACUCUGGCGCAGCAAAGAGAGACAGCGAAGACCGUCGAGGCUGCCCUCACGGAGCAGAUCAAGACACAGAGAGCAUCUCAGCGCCAGCUCGCAUCAAGGACGCACAAACUGCCUCGCCUUCUUUGGCGCCUUCUCGCCGAAGCCAAGGAGGUCGAGAGGCAGCAGCGCAUGGUGCUGUACGAACAAAGCUCUCGGGUGUAUGGACGCCGCGACGUCUUUGCUGACUGGAGCGGCGAGCACCACCGCAUGCGUCGAGCGUUUUUGCUGCAGCUGCAGCAGCAGCAGCAGGUGCUGCAGCGGCAGCAGCAGCAGCAAGUCAACCAGCUGCAGCAAGAACUGGACCGCUACCGAAUCAAGGCGCAGCAAAAGUCAGAAGCAUGCAAAGGGGACAGAAAGAGGCUCGAGAAACAGCAGCACGAGCUGAGGGCUCUGCAGCGAAAACUCCACAAGAAGAGGCAGCGGCAGCAGCAACGUCGGCUGCUGCUGCGGCACAUCGGGCGCCAGGCUGCUGCGUUGCUCCUGCGUCAGCCGAGCCAGCAUCAGCAGCAACAGAAGCAGCUGGAGCAGCCCCACGUAUUGCAGCAAAGGCUGGAGCAGCAGCAGCAAGCCCUUGAUGAUGCUCUGGCGCUGCUAGUUGAGACGCAGCAAGUCCUGGCUGACUCAGUUUCCUCUGGGGACGAGAGGGCUGCGGAGCGGCAGCAGCUGCAGCAGCAGCUGCACCAGCAGCUGCACCAGCAGCUGCAGCAGCGGCGCCAGCAGCAGCAGCAGCAGCAGCAAAAGCGCAGGCCGACGCAGCAGCAGCAGGACCAGCAGCACCGCCAAAACCAGCAACAGCAGCAGCAGCAACGAAGAGCCGCUCCCAGCCUAGCCGACGCCUCAGCUGCUCCCCGACUGCCACCGCUGAAGCGUCGCUGCAGCGCUGCAGCUGAGCCCAUGCAGCAACAGCAGCAGCAGCAGCAGCAAGGAAAGCUCUUCAGGCGCACCGGCGUAGCGGAGACUGGGGGUGCUGCUGCUGCUGCUGCUGGAGAAAGGGCCACUUCGAAUGGGUUGAGCCUGGUGAUUCGCCCCAUGAAUCUUACUGCUGCUGCUCAGCAGCAGCUGCCGCAGCAGCUGCAGCAGCAGCAGCAGCAAAAGCCGCGGAACACCACGGACGUGAAGACACUUGCUGCAGGCUGCAGCAGGUCAGUGCUCCCAGUUCUGACCGGGCAGCAGCAGCAGCAACAGCAGCAGCAAGUGGAAGCAGCUGCAGCAACAAAGUCUGCUCUGAAGCAGACCCUGGAAAGCUCCAGCCUUAUGAUGGAGGAAGAGCCCCCGCAGUGCUGCAGCAGCGGCAGCGAAAAGGGGUCAAUGCAAGUGUCAGCAGCAGGAACUGCAGCAGCUGCUGCAGAAUCUGAGACCGCUGUGUUGCAGCAUAGCGCAGCUGAUCCAGAGGGCAGCAACCACAUGAGCUACAACCCGUCAAAGAGAGCAGCAGCAGCAACUGCUGCUGCUGCUGCUGCAACUUGUGGGCCGGGUGGUGUGGACACAUGCGCAGCAGCACCGAGCGACUCGUGGGAUUGUCUUCAAGGCAGCAGCAGCUGCAGACGAAAUGACUGGGACAGCAACAGCCGCAAUAGCUGGCGCAGCAGCAGCAGCAGCAGCAGCAACAGCCGCAGCAACAGCAGCAACAGCACUGGCAGCAGCAACAGCAGCAACAGCAGCAACUGGCGCGGCGAUACUGCUGCAGCACCUCUGCUGCAGCGAGAUGAGCGGACACCAACAGCAGCAGCAGCAGCAAACGGAACAGCAGCAAUUGGCAAAUACGCUGCUCUCCUCAGUGCUGCUGCUGCUGCUGCGGUCUUAAGUCCAGAUGCGCUGCAGCAGCUGUCCUGGCUCGACGAGCGACGCACCGACAGAACAGUCGUCCCUCCAAGCCAAGACCCUUACCGAGACGGUUCUCUCUUCACUGAGUGUCUGCACUUGGAGACCUCCCUCUUCGCGCUGCUGCGCCUUGCAAGCAAAGACAACUCGCCUCCAGAUCUUGUUGCUAACAUUCUUCAAUCAAAUUCUCCCUUCAGUAACUUCCACCAGCUCAGGAGAGGCUACCGCCUGCUUAACAUGCUGGGCAGGGGUGGUUUUGCGGAGGUUUGGGAAGUGUUCGACCCCCUGACUUGCUCCGUGGCUGCUGCCAAGCUGCACGUUUUGUCUUCCGUGAAAAGAGAAAAGGAAAGACUCAAAAUUGUAAAGAGAGUUCAAAACGAAAUUGAAAUUCACAAAGACAUCAGGCCCCACCCGCAUAUCGUAGAAAUGAAAGCUUGCUUCGAAAUGGGCAACGACGUCCUCGCCAGCAUUCUUCAGUUCUGCGAAGGGGGGGACCUUGAUCACUACCUGAAGAUCUCUGGGCCCCUUGAGGAGCCUCUUGCGGCUCGCUGGAUUCGGCAAAUACUGCAGGCUUUGCACUAUUUGAAACACCAGCCCAACGGCAGCAUUUAUCACCUCGACGUGAAGCCGGGAAAUGUGCUGCUGCAAGAAGGGGACUGCAAGUUGGCGGACUUUGGGUUGAGCUGCUUCGUUCCUAAAGGAGAGUCCAGGCCUUUUACGGGGGGGGGCACUCUGUGGUACCAGCCGCCGGAGUGUUUGCUGCUGCAGCAGCAGCAGCAGCAACUCCGCCAGCAGCAGCAACGCAAGCAGCAGCAGCAAAUCCACCCUGGCGCCAAUGGCGAACAAAUCAAGGACGAACUCGCUGCAACGGAGCAGCAGCCGCAGCAGCAGACGCCCUUGGUGGUGCUAGCAGAUGAGAAGAUUGACAUUUGGGCUGUCGGCUGUAUCCUGUACGAGAUGCUCUUCAACAAGAGGCCGUUCUGUCGCGGCCUUCGCCCAGAUCAAGUGGAUCCUUCAGAUCAAAUUAUCUCUGAUGCGAAAAAAGGUCUUUAUAUUCCUACAGGGCCCCGGAAGAUUUCAGAGGCAGCUAAGGACAUGUUACGUCGCCUGCUGGCCUACGACCCUACGGAGCGCCUCACCCUGGAAGAGGCACUGACUCACAGUUUUUUGCAAAGACAAUUUGAAGGGCAGCAGCUAGCGAGCAGAAUAGAAGAAGCACUCUUAGCGCUAGAGAAGCAAUAG